Molecule: messenger RNA, 4191 nt
Organism: Oryctolagus cuniculus (rabbit)
Lineage: Eukaryota; Metazoa; Chordata; Mammalia; Lagomorpha; Leporidae
Gene: TMEM170A
Product: transmembrane protein 170A
Biological process (GO): endoplasmic reticulum tubular network organization
Cellular component (GO): endoplasmic reticulum membrane
Source: RefSeq, a predicted model, not a curated record
CGAGGGGGGCGACCCCCGAGUCCAGGCCGGGCGAGCAGCUCCGCCGGCCGGAUGGGCGCUGCUCGUCUCCGGGAAGGAGGGUGCCGCUUCCGCACUCGAGAGCCCCUUCCCCCGGCUCUCGCUGAGGGCGGGUCGAAGGCGCGGCCGCAGGGGGACCCAGGAACCGGGCCAGUGUGGCCCUCUGGAGUCUCCGGACCUCGCGGGGCCCAGCGUGGCCCCGGGCCGAGCCCGCCUUGCGUGGGGUGUGGGGCGUGGGCUAGCGCCUGGCCGCCUGCGCGUGGGACCUGGGCCGCGGCGGUCCCCCUGCGUCUCCGCCGCGGGAGUUUUCUGCCGUUUGCUCUUUCUAGGAACUGGCACCUGUUGCCUUUCCCACCCACGCGGUCGGGGGCUUUGACGGGCUUGCGUUCAACUCUGUACGCCCGCGCCACAGCUUCUGCUGGGCCCGGCGGAAGGGAUUUUGGAAGCUGUCGUGCACGGUAGCACUUGGGGCUCUCAGAAUGGGGGGGAGCAGGUGGAGGAGAAACUCCCUCCCCUGGGAGGAUGAACGGAGGCCUCGAGGGCAGGGCGCCGCGGGAAGCACUCGGUGGUGGUGAUGGAAGCCGAGACCCGGGCCCUGCAUCGCAGCGGAGCGGUCCUGGCUCGAGAUGUGGUACGGGGUGUUCCUGUGGGCACUGGUGUCAUCUCUCUUCUUUCAUGUCCCUGCUGGAUUACUGGCCCUCUUCACCCUCAGACAUCACAAAUAUGGUAGGUUCAUGUCUGUAAGCAUCCUGUUGAUGGGCAUCGUGGGACCAAUUACUGCUGGAAUCUUGACAAGUGCAGCAAUUGCUGGCGUUUACCGAGCGGCAGGGAAGGAAAUGAUACCCUUUGAAGCCCUCACCCUGGGCACGGGACAGACCUUCUGCGUGGUGCUGGUGUCCUUUCUGCGGAUUUUAGCAACUCUCUAGCAUACCCCCUCUGCUGUGAUAUCCACCCUGAGUUUUAUAGAGCCUUCAGAAAGAAAACACGGAGUGCAGUGUUUCACACAGAAGCCACUUGAAUGGACAUGAGUGCGAAAACCAACAUCCCAGCCCUGUCUUCGGUUUGAUGCUCCAACAAUUGAGCUCUUUGUGGACUCUUGGCGUUUCCCACCAAAACAAAACAACUUUCUUGACUUUCUUUUUCAUAGAUACUGAAUUUAAGUAGCUUAACACAUUACACCUUCACCCAAGGCAGGCCAGCCAUGCCUCUGGGUCAAGGUCAUUUGCACUGACAUUUACAAUAUUCUGUGACAAAAUGAAGUGUUGCAUAUUUCACACGGUUUCUUUUAAAUGAGCAGGGUAUGCUGUACUACAAUCCUAGUUGAUCUAAUCUUGAUUAAAAUUUGGCAAACUUUGCUUUUGUUAAAUCUUCAUGACAGUAAAUGCCAAUUAGGUUUUGGUUGAGAAUGGCUUUGAGAACAAGUUUGAUGAAAUGUAACGGGCAAAAAAAAUCAAAGUAUAACUCAAGUAGUGGCUUUGGUUCCAAUGUUAGAAGACAAAGUAGAUAACUAUUGAAUAAUGUGACAUUUUAUAGAUACCUAUCUUGACCUCGGAUUAUUUAAUAUAUUUUAAGAGAUCUGAAUUUGUUGUCUAGUAGAUUUUCUCAAAUAAGCUAGCUAAUGGAGACCUUUAGAAUUUUUAUAUUGCCUUUUCCUAUCACUUUUAGUUCUAUUAAUUUUAUUUAGCUUAAUUGAAAACAUUCCCUGUUAAAUGGGUUGAAUUGACAAAGCCAGAUUGGUUAGAAUACUCAUUAGACAGAGACACAAGUAAGAUACUUCAUGAACAUUCUGUUACAUUUUUUCUUAGUAGUUUGUUUACUGAUGGCUUUUAAGAAACCAGAAGUGCAGCUGAAACUAGAGGUGGUGGUUGUUGAUCUCUUAGUCUUACUGUGUUUACCUGGGGGGACUCCUCGACCCCCUUACAGUAUUGGGUGUCAGCUCCCAUAAAGUGCCUGAAGUUUCAUUUCCAAUUAGCUCCCUCCCUGCCCUUUACGUUUUUAUUCAAGAGAAUUAAAUAGAUGAAUUAAAAAAAAAAACUGAGUUUCUGCUCCUUAACUUUGUUUUUUAUUAAAAGGCCUGAAAACUGUGACCUUUAAAAGGGAAAGGAUUAUAAAAAUUAAUUACCCAACUUGAUCCUUACCACCUAAACAGUUUUGUAUGAAAUAAUUGUUGUUGUUGUCUGUUUUCAAAAUAGGUUUCAGGUAACUAAAUCUGACAUUUUUUAAAGGUGAGUUUUCGUUGUGCAGUCAAGUCUCACAGCUCUCGAAGUCAUAUGCACAAGAACAUAUCUGUUGCAUUUCAAGCAGUGUAUACUCUGGCUUCUGAUAAGAAUACCCAGGAAGACCAAGUUUGGAGGGACAGUCAUAGAGAAAACUGACAAAGGGAUCAGAAAAAUUAACUGGAUAUUUUCUCCUGACUAAUUAGACCACUUAUCACAAAUUAUGGUAACAGAUACCCAGGGCGGAAAGUUAAAAGUAGAAUUGGAAUGAAGCCACAUGUCCUUUCCAGUUUCCCCAACAAGAAACUCAAAAUUUUCUUCCAAGCAGAGUUUUAAAGAUUCCAGUUUUCAAUGCAAGGAGUUGUGAUUUUGGAAAUUAUCCUUCGAGUGUAAGUAAUUGGGGCAGUUUUGCACUUUCGUUAUGGGAAAUGGUCUCUACGGUCUUUGGAGAAGGAUGCUUCCUGUGAGAGCUCUCAGCUGAGCGUUUCUUUCAGAUCCAGUUUCACAGGGCCCCUCCCCCUGAAAACUGACUUUUAAACAUAAUGACCCAUGAUUAAAAUGUUAGGUUAUUUUUCUUUAGAACCAAGACACAAAAUUAAGGAAUUUUGAAACAUGUCUUUGUUCCAUCUUUUUCUUGUUAUACUAUAUACUGUUUCUUAAAACUUAAGAUAUAAAAUGUUAUCUUCAAACUGUUGAAUAUUUCAUCCAUCACUGUAUGUGAAGCGCUUGCCUGUGAAUAAUUGUAUAUAGACUUUCCUUAGCGAAAGGUUUUCAGAGAGAAACUAAUUGAACGAUAAAGAAUGUCCUUUUUUUUGGUCUCACAUACUUGGGAGUGAUUGCUCAGAUUGAAGAAUGUUGGCAGUUAAGUUAAACAUUUUAUUUUACUUUCUUUCGCUUUCUGGGAGUUUUUGCCAGCCAGUUUUCUUUAAGACAAAUGUAGCUGCCAUUCUCUCAGCUUUGCUUCCACUUUUCCUUCUUCUUGUUUGUUUUUUUGUUUGUUUGGUUUGGUUUGGUUUUUGUGAGGAGAAGGGCGGCAGCCCAUAAGUGUAAAAGCUGACCUCUUGAUUCUUUAAUCUGGGGCUUAAGGGGAAAAGCAUUUUGGGAAAACUCCAUACACAAAAGAGUAGUGAUGGCUGGCGCUGCGGCUCACUAGGCUAAUCCUCCGCCUGCGGUGCUGGCACACCAGGUUCUAGUCCCGGUUGGGGUGCUGGAUUCUGUCCCGGUUGCUCCUCUUCCAGUCCAGCUCUCUGCUGUGGCCUGAGAGUGCAGUGGAGGAUGGCCCAGGUCCUUGGGCCCUGCACCCCAUGGGAGACCAGGAGGAAGCACCUGGCUCCUGGCUUCAGAUCGGCACAGCGCGCCGGAUGUAGCGGCCAUUUGAGGGGUGAACCAACGGAAGGAAGACCUUUCUCUCUCUCUCUCACUGUCUAACUCUGCCUAUCAAAAAAAAAAAAAAAAAAGAGUAGUGCAUGUUGUAAGAGAAGCAUAACGACUCUGCAGCAGGACGCUACUUACGAGAUGUUCAAACUACUGAGGGAAAGCGCCUGCGAAUAAUUGCAUUCUUCCUUAGGUUUUUGUUUUCUUUUUAAGUUUUUAAAUUAUAUGUUGGCUUUUGAUUCCAGUGUCUUUUCCGAAUGUUCUGAUCCAAAUUCAGUGCUUAAUCACAGUGCAGCACACACCACCUCCCCUGAGGAGGCUUUUCCUGGAAUGUGAAGCCCUCGUGCCAUCCGCAGCCCACACACACAAAGUGUUGUGAACUUGGAGUCUCUUCUGUGCACUCUGUAAGGCUGGUUGUGACUAAAAUUGGCCUUACUUUUUGUAUUCGGUUAUUUCACAAACUGCUAGAGUCAAAACGAUCAAAUCUUUGUACAAUAGAAAAUUAUUUAAAUUUUAUUUUUCUACUGACAUUUCUAAUUCUAGUGUAAAUGUUUAUCAAUAAAGAAUUACUUUGAAUCCUGGA